This is a messenger RNA of Anoplopoma fimbria (sablefish), 2042 nucleotides long. RefSeq names its product cytochrome P450 2K1-like. Gene Ontology annotation, biological process: xenobiotic metabolic process. The record is from RefSeq and is a predicted model, not a curated record. Gene Ontology annotation, molecular function: oxidoreductase activity, acting on paired donors, with incorporation or reduction of molecular oxygen, reduced flavin or flavoprotein as one donor, and incorporation of one atom of oxygen; heme binding; iron ion binding. Gene Ontology annotation, cellular component: cytoplasm; intracellular membrane-bounded organelle. The coding region runs from base 358 to 1722 and encodes 454 amino acids. The transcript is spliced from 10 exons. Lineage: Eukaryota; Metazoa; Chordata; Actinopteri; Perciformes; Anoplopomatidae.
GGAGUACUGUGUUUAUCUUCUGACUUCGGUCCUGCACGAUGAGAGCGAAUGGGAGAGCCCGAACUCCUUCAACCCUUCCCACUUUCUGGAUCAGGAGGGUAAAUUGAUCAGGCAUACAUGGCCUUUCUGUAGGUACAACAACUUUGACAGGAUUUUGUGUGUAAGGGAACAAGAUGGGACGCAGAAAAAAAAGUGGAGGGAGGCAGAAAGGACAAAGGAAAAAAGAAAAUCAUGCUAUUAUCAAUAGGUAUUACUGUUUUGGACCACCGCCCGGACAAAUAGGAGGAUGCUUGCCAGCGGCAGAUAAAUGAGCCUCCAGGACUAAGACCACUGCCUGUGUUUGGCAAUUUACUGCAGAUGAAUCUUAAGUCAACCCACACUACGCUGUAUGAGCUUUCCAAGAAAUAUGGAUCUGUGUUCACAGUGUAUUUUGGACCCCAGAAAGUGGUUAUCCUGGCAGGAUACAAGACCGUGAGGCAGGCACUGAUCAACUAUGCUGUGGAGUUUGGAGAGAGACACAUCUUUCCAUCAGGCAUUGACUUAAAUGGUUCACAUAGUAGAGGAAUCAUAUUUGCCAAUGGGGAAGUAUGGAAAGAGAUGAGGCGUUUUGCUCUGAGCAACCUGAGAGACUUUGGGAUGGGCAGAAAUGCAGCAGAGGAGAAAAUCAUUGAGGAGACUCAGUAUCUGAUCAAAGUGUUCGAAAGGCAUGACGGUAAACCCUUCAGUUUUACCCAGUCAAUAAACUAUGCAGUUUCCAACAUCAUCUGUUCAAUUGUCUAUGGCAGCAGAUUUGAUUACAGUGAUGCAGAAUUUACAAGUAUGGUAGACCGAGCCAAUGACAGCAUUCGACUGAUUGGCUCUCCUUCAGUACAGUUGUACAAUAUUUACCCCUGGAUAUUUCAAUGGGUGAGAAACAGGAUGCGCCUUAGGAAGAAUGUUGCUGAAAACCAGAAACAAAUAAAGCAGCUGAUUGGACGUUUACAAGAAACCUUGAAUGAUCAGAUUCGCAGAGGAUUUGUGGACUCAUUUCUGGCACACAAACAGAAUCUAGAGAAUUUAGGGAUUACAGACUCAUACUACAACAUAGAGAACCUUAUGACAACUGUUGGCAACCUCUUUUCGGCUGGUACUGAUACGACAGCAACUACACUGAGAUGGGGUCUGUUGCUCAUGGCCAAAUAUCCUCAAAUACAAGAUCAGGUCCAGGCGGAGCUGAGUAGGGUGAUUGGGACCCGUCAGGUAAAGGCAGAGGACAGGAUGAACCUGCCCUUCACUGACGCUGUCAUUCAUGAGACACAGAGACUGGCUAAUAUCCUUCCCACCUCUAUUCCUCACAUCACCAGCACAGAUCUGACUUUUCAGGGCUAUUUUAUAAGAAAGGGGACAGCUGUGAUUCCACUUUUGACAUCUGUUCUGUGGGAUGAAAGUGAGUGGGAGAGCCCACACACCUUUAAUCCUGCCCAUUUCCUGGACAAAGAUGGGAAGUUUCUCAUGAGAGAUGCCUUCAUGCCCUUCUCUGCAGGACGCAGGGCGUGUCCGGGAGAAAGUCUGGCUAAGAUGGAGCUCUUCCUCUUCUUCACCUCCCUCCUCCAGCGCUUUCGUUUCACUCCUCCACCUGGAGUCACAGAGGAUGAACUGGAUCUGACUCCGGCUGUGGGCUUCACCAUCGGCCCGACACCUCAUGAGCUGUGUGCUGUCAGUCGUGAGGCAUUUCAAAAUUAGUACACAAGCAUUGUCAGACACUUGUGCACAUUGGAAAGCUUUUGAGAUUUCAAUACCACUGAAAAAAGUAACACUGCUGUUCACUAAGAAAACAAGUUUAUUUGACACUUUUGAUUGAUAUAUUAGCAUUUCAUAUAUAAACUACUAUCUUUUGUCUCAUUUAAAUGUUAAUUCAGUUCAUCACUUGAGAUAAUGUUGUUUUCAAUCAAUUGAUUUUUAUUUACUGCAAUCACUAAAAACUUCCCAAAUAAUAGUUAAAGCAUCCAUGUCUUUUUCUGAUUUACUUGUCUGGCUGACAAUAAAAACAUGUCUGAUUGUGA